GGCGGGUUGUGUCUUGUGAAGAUAUAAAUGGAGUGGAGAGAGUCACAGAAUCGAAGAACACGGCGAUGGCUUGUAUGCACAUUUCACUCCCUGCCCUCACUCCACUAAACCUUAGCCGAGUCAAUCGGUGUAGUUUUCAAAGGUCGCCUGUUAUUGCUAUGGCCAGUUCGUACAAGGAGAUUGCCACUUCUGGAGUUAAGGUUACAGAAGGACAGGGGAACUUGCCAAAGGUCGUUUUGACCGGUUCCAGCGGCAGUGAGGCAGAUGUGUAUCUAUUUGGUGGGUGCAUUACUUCUUGGAAAGUACCGAAUGGGAAAGACCUGCUUUUUGUGAGGCCUGACGCUGUCUUUAAUGGGCAGAAACCGAUCAGUGGAGGAAUUCCUCAUUGUUUCCCACAGUUUGGACCCGGGCCAAUGCAGCAGCAUGGCUUUGCAAGAAAUAUGGACUGGGAAAUUGUUGAUUCUGAAAAUGUACAAGGAGAUCCUGUCUUAACUUUAGAACUGAAAGAGAGUCCUUACAGUCGUGCCAUGUGGGAUUUCAGUUUUCAAGCUUUAUACAAGAUUACUUUGCAAACAAAGAGCCUUUCCACCGAACUUGUUAUAAAAAAUACAGACAGCAAGCCAUUUUCAUUCAGUACCGCGCUGCAUACUUACUUCAGUGCUUCUGCACAAGCGGCAUCAGUUAAAGGUUUGAAAGGCCGCAAAACAUUAAAUAAAGAUCCUGAUCCCAAGAAUCCAUUGGAGGGCAUCGAAGAAAGGGAUGCAGUCACUUAUCCUGGAUUUGUGGAUUGUGUAUACCUGGAUGCCCCUAAUGAGUUGCAUCUCGAUAAUGGUUUAGGUGAUAUAAUAUCUAUCAAGAACACAAAUUGGUCGGACACUGUUUUAUGGAAUCCAUAUCUGACUAUGGAAGCGUGCUACAAGGAUUUUGUUUGUGUGGAAAAUGCACAGAUUGGAAAUGUCCAGCUAGAGCCUGGUAGCUCUUGGACUGCCACACAACAUCUCAGCAUCAACUGAAGAGUGGAUUAUUACUGUUCUUCAAUUUUGUAGAAAUAAAUUAAUAUAUACCUCAAUGAAUCAAUUCCCUUAUCUCUUUUUUCAUGUUGUAAAAAGCUUUAAAGCUACAGAGCAAAGCUUUUCACUUUCACCUUGAGAGUGGUUCUCCACUAUUCAAUAAUAUGUGAUCAUGUUUAGGCUUUCAACCUAUACUGUU
Messenger RNA from Argentina anserina (silverweed cinquefoil), 1209 nucleotides. Its product is annotated as putative glucose-6-phosphate 1-epimerase. The record is from RefSeq and is a predicted model, not a curated record. Gene Ontology annotation, molecular function: glucose-6-phosphate 1-epimerase activity; carbohydrate binding. Gene Ontology annotation, cellular component: cytoplasm. Lineage: Eukaryota; Viridiplantae; Streptophyta; Magnoliopsida; Rosales; Rosaceae. The coding region runs from base 66 to 1013 and encodes 315 amino acids. The transcript has 10 exons. Gene Ontology annotation, biological process: carbohydrate metabolic process.